This is a messenger RNA of Cervus elaphus (red deer), 2550 nucleotides long. RefSeq names its product angiotensin II receptor type 1 (gene AGTR1). Gene Ontology annotation, cellular component: membrane. The record is from RefSeq and is a predicted model, not a curated record. NCBI's taxonomy places the organism in Eukaryota, Metazoa, Chordata, Mammalia, Artiodactyla, Cervidae. Gene Ontology annotation, biological process: regulation of vasoconstriction; G protein-coupled receptor signaling pathway; immune response. The transcript has 4 exons. Gene Ontology annotation, molecular function: angiotensin type II receptor activity. Bases 566 to 1645 code for a protein of 359 amino acids.
GGGCCGAGAGGGUCUCCCGGGCGGGGCGGAGGAGGAGAGAGUGCAAAACACAGCCUCGCCCCUGGAGCCCUGGAAGCAGCAACGCCCCUCGCUAUAAAUUUGGAGCUGCCUCAGCGAGGACGGUUCCAGCGCCAGUCAGCCCAGGGCCCGAGGCGACUGCGCGCCCGGGCAGACGCGCGACCAGCAGCUCUGCCCACCCGAGGCGGCGAUCCAGGGGGAGGGACCCAAGCGGACCCCGGCGGGAGCGCACACCCUGAAGCGGCGCCGCCGGCCCGCCCGACGCCGGCACAGCGUCCCGAGUGAGUGCGAUUUGACACCUGAUAAGCUGAUCUACAAUGACUGAGGUUUUAUCUGACUAAGUCACUGAAGUCAUCCCAGAAGGUCUGCAUCCAGCAGGUGUUGAGUGAACAUGGGAUGAAAGGAUAACGGCCUGAUGAAUGCACCGUUUGCAUUUCUGCUUCCUUGUGCUUGUCCCUGAUGUUUUCAUCACUGAAGUUCCUCUCCCUCUCUCCUCACUAGGUGCAUUUGGCAUAGUGUCUGAGACUGACUAACCCAAGAGAUCAAAAUGAUCCUCAACUCUUCCACCGAAGAUGGUAUUAAAAGAAUCCAAGAUGAUUGUCCCAAAGCUGGAAGGCACAAUUACAUAUUCAUCAUGAUCCCUACUUUAUAUAGUAUUAUCUUUGUGGUGGGGAUAUUUGGAAACAGCUUGGUGGUGAUUGUCAUUUACUUUUACAUGAAACUGAAGACUGUGGCCAGUGUUUUUCUUUUGAAUUUAGCUCUGGCUGACUUAUGCUUUUUACUGACUUUGCCACUGUGGGCUGUCUACACUGCUAUGGAAUACCGCUGGCCCUUCGGCAAUUACCUGUGUAAGAUCGCUUCAGCCAGCGUCAGUUUCAACCUCUACGCCAGUGUGUUUCUCCUCACAUGCCUAAGCAUUGACCGCUACCUGGCUAUUGUUCACCCAAUGAAGUCCCGCCUCCGGCGCACAAUGCUUGUAGCCAAAGUCACCUGCAUCAUUAUUUGGCUGCUGGCAGGUUUGGCCAGUUUGCCAACUAUAAUCCACCGCAAUGUAUUUUUCAUCGAGAAUACCAAUAUCACAGUUUGUGCUUUCCAUUACGAAUCCCAAAAUUCUACCCUCCCGGUAGGAUUGGGCCUCACCAAGAAUAUACUGGGAUUCUUGUUUCCUUUUCUGAUCAUUCUUACAAGCUACACUCUUAUUUGGAAGACCCUCAAGAAGGCUUAUGAAAUUCAGAAGAACAAACCAAGAAAAGAUGACAUUUUCAAGAUAAUUUUGGCAAUCGUGCUUUUCUUUUUCUUUUCCUGGGUUCCGCACCAGAUAUUCACUUUUAUGGAUGUGUUAAUUCAGUUGGGCCUCAUCCGUGACUGUAAAAUUGAAGAUAUUGUUGACACGGCCAUGCCCAUCACUAUUUGCUUGGCUUAUUUUAACAAUUGCCUGAAUCCUCUCUUUUAUGGCUUUCUAGGGAAAAAAUUUAAAAAAUAUUUUCUACAGCUUCUGAAAUACAUUCCCCCAAAGACCAAAUCCCACUCAAACCUGUCAACAAAAAUGAGCACACUCUCCUACCGCCCCUCGGAAAAUGGAAACUCUUCUACCAAGAAGCCUGCCCCAUGCCUUGAGGUUGAGUGACACCCUUGAAGCCUGUCUGCGAAGUCACCUUAAAGAAGGAGCAAGAAAAGCAUUCUUGUGCAACACCUCACUGCCAAGUGAGCAUGGGCUACACUUCAGAAUUAAAGGAGAAAUAGAUCAUGUGGACUGGACUGAUGCGUCUACAGCCCUGAACAAACGUUCUGCCCUUUGCAACUCAGCAACGCGAAGCCACAUUCUGCCAUGUUUUGCAUGAGACAGCUGAUGCCCACUCAAAGAACUGAUGUCAGAAACUGGAUGAAAGCGUUGAUUUGGAAAUUUUACUGGGAGAAGUGUCCUCUCCCUAGGCUGCUCUUGUUCUGUUAUUUUUGAUUUCCACAUGAAAGUACUUAGAAUAUGUUAAACCUCAAGAGGAGCAACAGGAGAGAGCUUAAGACUGCCAUGCCCAAUUUCCAAAGGGCAGCAAAGCUUUCGUGCCUAUUUAGCUAUUAGCAACUGCGGCCCGCUUGUACCUGCUACUGCACAUUUCAUACAAAGACUCGCUAAGCGGCAGUUGUCAGGUUUCAGAAGCUUUCCUGAAAUCCAACCCGUGUCUUAUAGAUUCACACUGCCAAAGUAUGCCAGCUGAGUGGCUUAUUUGUAUAAUGAUGUUACUGUAGUCAUGUAUAAAAAUUAAAUUACUUGUAAAGGUGUUAUUCCAGUCCCAGGUAGUCGUUUUAGUUUUAUUUCAGAUCUGAGAAGUAUAUAUAUUUUGUGGUGAAAAGAUUAUAUAUCAUAAAAUAUGCCUUACUGUUUAAAAAAGUAUAUAUUCAACCUGUGCAUGUAUCUCUCUAAACUGCUGUUAUCUUAUUAAAAUUUGGCGAAGUUAUAGUCACAUUAAAAUAAUGUUAUUGCAAUGUAUUUAAUCUUCAUUACUUAAAGUAGAUUGUUGGUUUAUUUUUAAAACA